Dendrobium catenatum is the source of this 3323-nucleotide messenger RNA. Its product is annotated as chromatin assembly factor 1 subunit FAS1. Gene Ontology annotation, cellular component: CAF-1 complex; nucleus. Gene Ontology annotation, biological process: nucleosome assembly. The transcript has 13 exons. Lineage: Eukaryota; Viridiplantae; Streptophyta; Magnoliopsida; Asparagales; Orchidaceae. The coding region runs from base 431 to 3016 and encodes 861 amino acids. The record is from RefSeq and is a predicted model, not a curated record.
GUUCUUCAGAGAUAUAAAGUGCUCCCAGCCGUCAGAUUGACCAUUGAGUAAUAUAUUUGUUGGCCUACCCUCUACCUUUCCUGUUAUUUGGAAGUGGAAGGAAAGGAUCCCUAAUUCAAGGUCCAAUCAAUCGAUUCUUCUCUUUGCAGGGCUUCCGAAUCUUUCGAAGUUCAGAGAUCUUUUUGCGAGUUGGCAUCUUAACUCAGGUAGGGUUGUAUAUUGAAGGACCUGAUUCAAGUUGGAAUACCUCACGCAGUGAACCUCCAAACCCUAGAAAAGGAGAGCUUUUUCGAUAAGAUUCGGGGCCGGUGGGUACAUUUUCUUUGGGCAGAGGAAAUCAACUCAAAGUUUUUGUUUGGAGUCGUACGGAGGAGUUUUAGAAAUAUCUGUUCUUGGAUCCUACUGCAUCGCUACCAUUAUCGUUUUUCAAAUGGCAAAUCAAUCCGUGGAUAAUGGUGCUGCGGGAAGCUUGGAAAGGAUACAACUGGGUGUUAAUGUGGAUAGUUUUCCGGUAGGAACUUCUGCAUCACUCGACUUGGAUGCAAAAGCUACACCGAAUCAGAAAACGCAGAGGAAGAGGAAAAAGACUUGUAUGGAUAUGAAUUUCAGUUGCGAGGAUAAACUGGCUUUUAUCAAUGAAUGCCGACACGAGCUUGAUGGAUUGUUUGAAUUCUACAAAGAGUUUUCUUCCUGCAAGCUACAGCUUGAAGAGGGACAUUUUAAUUCUUUGAAUUCAGCUGUUGCAUGCAUGCUGGAGGAGAGCAGCCUUUCUUUCUCAGCAUUGGUGGAGGAAAUCUAUGGCAGAAUGAAAGCAAAAGAGGGAAGCCCAGGCGCUACAUUGGCAUCAAUACGCAGUGCUGUGCUUUUUGUUGGUCAGAGAAUUUUGUAUGGGGUGGUGAUUGAGGAUGUUGAUGUGUUAGAAGAUGUAUCUGAUAAGUGCCUCUGGUGCUGGGAGACAAGGGAUAUGAAGCUUUUGCCCAAAACUCUUCGUGGUUUUGUUAGUGUUCGUCGGAUAGGUCGGAAAAAGAUUCAUGAGAGAAUUACUGCGCUUUCAACCACAAUUUCAGCUUUGUCAAAUCAGGCUGACGAAAAUCACCUAAGUGAUCUAACUAAGACAUCACAGAGGCUUAAAAAAGCAUUGAAUUUGUCAGAAAUUUGUUUGUUGAUUGAAAAUUUGAAGCAAAAGAGUAGUAUUGAGAUGGCUGAGAAGGAAGCCAAGUUAAAAGAAAAAGAACUAGUCAAGCAAAUUGAGAGAAAUAAACAGAAUGCUGAGAUGGAGAGGAAAAGAAUUUAUCAAGAGACCCAAAAGGAGCAGCAACAAGCUGAAAAGGAAUUAAAGAGGCUCCAGGAAGAAGCUGCAACAGAGGAUAAACGUCUUGAAAAAGAGAGGGCUGAACUUAGAAAACAACUUAAGAAGCAAGAAGUGCAAGCAAAAAGGGACCAACAACGACAUGAGAAAGAAGCAGCAGAACUGAAAAAGCAAAUUAAAAUACAAAAACAAGCAACAAUUAUGGAACGAUUUCUCAAGCGCACAAAGGUUAAUGAUUCUUUUGAUUUAACACCUUCGAAGGAGGCAAUGAUAUCUGAAUCAAGUUGUGAAGGUGAGAGUAUGGCUAACUCAACUUCAUCCUUGAUGGAUCAUGCACUGUCGCUGCCUGAAAACCUCACAUUGGAGGAUCUACGCAGAAUGCAUAUUGUUAGAUGGCACAAGUGUUGUCAUUCAAACAGAUCUAGCAGAUGGGGUGUAAGAUCUAAGCCAAAGGUUAACUUGUUGCAUGGCUUGAAAUUGCUUGGACAAUCAACUGAAGCUGGCCCUCUUGAUAAGUUCUCAUUUCUAGACAAAGAUCUCACAGACAAGAAACCUAGAUAUUCAAGUGAAACAGUGUUAGACCGACAAUUGGGUGAAUGUGCCGAGGCUGUCACAAAUUACAACAAAUACCAUACUAGUUUAGAAAAUACAUCUGCCAAUUGUUUAGUUAAAAAGCUUCUGCAGUUUGACAAGAGUAACCGGCCAGCAUAUUAUGGUACCUGGAUCAGGAAAAGUAUUAUUGGUCCUCGAAAUCCGUUUCAGAAAGAUCCUGACUUGGAUUAUGAGGUUGACAGCGAUGAGGAAUGGGAGGAGGAAGAACCAGGUGAAAGCCUAUCAGAUUGUGAAAGGGACAAGGAGGAUGAAGUGCUGGAUAAAGAAAACACGAAGGAGGGUAGUGAUGAUGAAAGUGAAGAUAGUUUCUUAGUGCCAGAUGGAUAUCUCUCAGAAAAUGAGGGGGUUCAAGUCGACAAACCUUCAGAUUUCAUGGAUGAGGAAUCCAGGAACUUAACUACGUGCACUCAAAUGGAAACUGAAAAUGAGGAGUUAAGAACAUUUUUUCAACAACAGAAGUAUCUGAACAAUUUGACAGAACAGGCUCUUCGGAAAUGCCAUCCACUAAUUAUUACAAAUCUAAGGCAUGAAAAAACAGCAUCACUAAAUACCGAUUUUGUAGAUGGAACUGCUAGGUUGGAACAAAUCUGUUUGCAGGUUCUGUGUAUUAGGAUUUGCCCUGGAGGUUCAGAUAUUGAUAAACCCAGUGAUCAUGUCGUAAGUCAAGAUCAAGAACAACAAAUUUCACCGGUUAAAAAUCUAAGCCAAUCUUCAGCCGCUUCGGCUGUUAUUCCUGAUUCAGAAUUGCCCGAAUUUGUUAGAGCAAUCCAAUCAUCUCCACAGAGUAUCAACAAGGUUGUAGAAUCAUUGCAACUUAAGUUCUCAAGCAUUUCUAAAUCUCAAAUAAAGAAUAAAGUUAGAGAAAUUUCAGAAUAUUCAGACCAUCGCUGGCAGAUUAAGAAAGAGGUUUUAGAUCGGCUUGGCUUAUCCAUCUCCACUAACAAAAGCAAUAAGGAGAAAGGCAUUGCAAGGUUCUUCACCAAACGCUGCUUGCCUCCAAUGGAAGUGCCCCUUAAGUUUCCUGAAUCCUCAUCUGAGCAGCCCAGUAAGAAGCAAUUUAUCCAUGGCGAAACAGAUCAAAGUACCACCGCAUAAUAAUCUGCCAACAAGCUCAUUUGCGCCUUGAAUCAUGCAAAAGAUCAAAGAGUCUAUCUAAUAUAUGUGAAUAUGCAACUUGGUAGAAUUGACGUGUGUAUCAUAUACUAAGAGGUUGUGUUGGUAUGUAAUUUUGGCCAGUUUUUGAGGCUUCUGCUUAUAAUAUGCUGAACUGGAUUUUGCCUAUACUAGUUCUCUUUGAUCACACUUGUUUUACUGCAAACAACAUGAUUGAAGAAUGUUAAAUUCUAAAAUGUUAGUAAUUGAAGGAAUUGGAUCACAAAUAUGCUUAAUGGAUUGAGUACUA